Molecule: messenger RNA, 2077 nt
Organism: Macrosteles quadrilineatus (aster leafhopper)
Lineage: Eukaryota; Metazoa; Arthropoda; Insecta; Hemiptera; Cicadellidae
Product: ionotropic receptor 75a-like
Exons: 8
Coding region: 1-1674 (557 amino acids)
Cellular component (GO): membrane
Molecular function (GO): glutamate-gated receptor activity
Source: RefSeq, a predicted model, not a curated record
AUGAUGGAACACCUCAUGAAAUACGAAGCACACCCAAUGAGGGUAGGGUCGGGCAUAAACAUUUUGGACAAGGAUAACUUCAUAUCUAUGAUGACGGUGAGGUACCAUAAGCUGGGGAUUUACUUGGACUAUGACUGUGAUUUCACAAAAAAAGUAUUGGAAAGGAGUUCUCAAAUGAGGAUGCUGAAUGAUAGUUAUUCCUGGUUGAUUUUGAGUGAAAGUAACACUACCUUGAAUGAACUGGAAGACCUCAACUUCGGACUGACCAGUGAAGUUUCUCUGGCAACUCCUGGAGUGACCUUGUACGACCUUUACAAAGUCAACUACUCAUCUCCUCUUAUCAAACAAGUUGGAGCAACAUGGAACAAUUCUACUGGAUUUGAUGUAAAGAUCAAUGGAACUAAAGUGAGACAACGUUCAAACUUUAACGCAAUAAAACUUAAAGGAACUGUGGUUCUAACAAAAUUUGAAACAAACUCCACGAAUGCAGAAGAAAGGAUUCUUGAUAAUAAUAUUUCACCACAUUUAGACGCAGUAUCUCGGUUUGCAUACAUUUUGUUUUUAAAACUUCAAGACAUGUACAACUUUACAUUUACUUUUGACGUGACAGAGUCUUGGGGCUACGUGAUGCCUCACGGAGGACAUGACGGGAUGGUAGGUCAGCUGGAGAGAGGGGAGAUAGAGCUCGGACUGACUCCGGCGACAAUGUUCAAACAUCGCAUGGACACUGUGGACUUUACUGCACCCGUUUGGAAGUUCAGGACUUGUUUCAUUUUCCGCCACCCUAAAUCACUGGGACUGUACAAAGCACUGGUGAUGCCUCUGUCACCAGCUGUGUGGGUCUGCACAGGGAUAUUAUGUGUGCUCGUAGUGGCAGCGCUGCGUCUCAUUCAUCAGUUUGAGGUGUCUGAUUGGCCGGACACUGAACUGUCCUGGAGUGGCAGCGCUGUCUUGGUCAUUGGAGCUAUCAGUCAACAAGGGCUGGCCAGUACCUCGUACCGUGUUUCUGUUCGUAUCCUCUCACUGUGCCUCCUGGUGCUGAGUGUGGUGUUGUAUGCAUUCUACGGAGCUGCAAUAGUCACCUCCCUCCUCACACCCCCCGCCAAGAGUAUCAGAACCAUCAGACAGCUGUUGGACAGCCCCAUCAAGAUGGGGGUGGAAAAUACUGCCUACACAAGGGAUUACUUCUCAAAAUCAACAGAUGCUUUAACAGCCGAACUGUACAGAAAGAAACUCCGAACCCAAACUGGAUUUAUGGCUGUUCCCAAGGGGAUAGAAAGGAUGAGGAUUAAAAAUUAUGCAUUUUAUGCUGAAGAUGCAACGUUGUAUCCACCAAUAGACAAGACAUUUAGCAAUCCCGAGAAAUGUGAACUCACCGAGAUUGAACUGUUCCCUCCAUAUUUGGUUUCAUGUCCUGUUCAGAAGACUUCACCUUUCAGAGAUUUUGUAUCUUGUGGAUUCGACCUGAUGCGGGAGAGAGGAAUCCUUUAUCGAGAGAACAAGGUGUGGCAUCCGCAUCGGCCUGUGUGUGUGGGAGAGAAGCAAGUAGCUCGAGUAGACCUGGAAUCUGUCAUGUUAGCAUUCAUGAUUCUAGCCGCUGGCGUGGUCUGUUCCUUGCUUAUACUCAUAGCUGAGAGAACUAUUCACCGACUCAGACAACCAAUUCAAUAUUGAGUAUUUAAUAACCAUUUGAUGCCCUCACUAAUGUUAAAUUUGUUUAGUUUCUAUAGAGGUUUGGUUUAGAAUUUAAAUUUAAUAUUUUUUUUAAUUGUUAACUAUCACAAUAUCUAGGCCCUAUGUUUUUAUUAUAAUAUCUAUGAUCUAUAAUAGGUCAUAAAGGCUAAUAGUUGACAGACAACACAUGGUUUGUUAUUUGUUAUAUAAGGUGUUUUAGCAUAGAAUAGAAAUUUAAUUGUUGGAAUAGUUAUGUUUAGAAACCCUUCCCGACAGACCGCCACCGCCCACCACCACCCACCAUCGUUCGAGCGAACACCAUUACCGCACCGAUACGUUGUACAGCCUUCGGUCUCGGUGGUGUAGUGGAUAGCGCACUGGGCACCGGGCUGAUGAUUCGAAG